AUGGCGUCUUUUUGCGAUUUGCUGUCAACUGGAUUGAUUGAGAAAGAUGAAAGUGGAGAUGUUUUAUGGACUUGGUCCUACCCAUCAGUUAGCAGUCAGCAAAGGGAUUUCUUUAUUCACAAGUCUGGACUAGAGAAAGAUUCUACACAUCAAGUUCAGUUUAUUUACAGUCGAUGGCAACAUUCUUGGUUUUACAUUCUCAGUACAGCCUUAGAUGAUGUUGAUACACCUUUAGAUAAAGUAAACGUAGUGUCACUAGUUUUAGUUACUAAAGACUUUAAUCCUGAGAGAUAUGAAACGUUAUGUAAAUUAUUUUCACAACUAUAUAUACAAACUGGAAAUCCAGCUAAAAUCUUAGAGAAUUACCUGUCAGUUAUGACCAGAGGUGUUUGCGUAAAUGGAGAAAAUGGUAAAUUUAGCUUAAAAGAGUUUGAUACCAAACAGGCUUAUGGUAAAAGCCAAGUCAGAACUGUGAUAGAAACAUUUGGUGUAGAAACAAUAUUAAUAUAUACAGCCUUAAUGUUAAAAAAGAGAAUAGUAGUUUAUGGUCCAGCACAUUCCUUAAUUGAUUUAUUAGCAUUCACUAGGGCACUACCCUCCUUAGUGUGGCAUCGACAGAACUGGGAAAUACUUUACCCCUUUUUAGAAUUAAGAGAUGAAGAAAUAAAUUUUAUCAAGUCUUCUAGUCAUUAUAUUGCUGGCUUUGUAGAAGCUUCUGUUGAGGGAAGAAAUGAUCUAUAUGAUGUAUUUGUAAAUAUGAGUUCUGGUCAAAUUACUGUUGCUCCACAAGCAAAAGAGGCUCUAGCUAUGGGUAAAUUACAUAAAGACAUUGCUAUGGUAAUGGUCAAAUCUACAGAAGAUGACAAUAAUACAAAUCAAGAUAUUAUAAAGGAGAUUGCUAAUAAAACUAAAGAGUUAUUAAACAAUUUAAAAUCAUUGUGUAUUGAAGACGAAGAACACAAAUCUUAUAUCACAUUAGAAAGUUUACGUGAAAGAAAAAUGCCUCCUGCUACAGAAAACUUUUUAUUUAGUUUAGCAGCUUGUGAAGGCAUGGUUAAAUUAUAGUGUAUCAAGUCCUAAAUUCCACUAUAUAAAUCUGAACUGGUAUUUUAUAUUAUGAACUUGUAAAAAUUAUGGUUAAACUAUAGUGUAAAUUGAAUUUAGAAAUGAGCUGAAAAAAUUGAUAGGACAGAGCCUUAGAACAUCAACUGGGGAACUGAACAAUUCUACUUGCCCCACUGACCUAGGCUUCAAUAUCAAGUUAUUGUAUUUAAUGUAUAUAUCUGUUAUUAAAUAAUAUUGUU
Messenger RNA from Lottia gigantea (owl limpet), 1304 nucleotides. RefSeq lists its product as hypothetical. Gene Ontology annotation, biological process: regulation of early endosome to late endosome transport; protein transport. Bases 1 to 1065 code for a protein of 354 amino acids. The transcript has 8 exons. Gene Ontology annotation, cellular component: late endosome. The record is from RefSeq and is a predicted model, not a curated record. Lineage: Eukaryota; Metazoa; Mollusca; Gastropoda; Lottiidae. Gene Ontology annotation, molecular function: guanyl-nucleotide exchange factor activity; small GTPase binding.